AUGGCCGCGCAAUCCACGCUGAACGUAGGGGGCAGCCCCCCACAUCAGCUUCUGAAGCAAUACAUUGAAAUUCUGCGGUCAAGAUAUAAGCAAACAUCACGCCCGGCCUGCCUCGCAGCCACUUUGGCCCUACUCCUUUCCGUCAUAUCUGGCAGCUAUGGGGGCUACAGAUGGUGGAUCUGGAGGUCAAAAGACAAAGCGCAGGAGAGGACACUCCUAAGGAGAAAUUCUGGUCUGCGGGGGAAGGAUGGAUCACGAGUUAUCUUCGUGCCGUAUCGCAAUUCUACUGCAAAGGUUGUGAUCUACCCAACCAAGACUACGACAUUUGAUGCGCAUCGACGGCUUUUUCUCAAUCCACCCCGAGCAGCACGAUUGAGUGAUGGGCAAGCUACGCCCUCAGUGCCUCCUCCACAAACCAAAGCUGGUCUCAAUCUGGCUUUCUUACACCAAUUCUUGAGUCUGCUUAGUAUCAUGAUACCGCGGUGGAGCAGUAAAGAGACAGCACUUCUCCUCUCGCAUGGCAUGUUCCUGAUUCUGCGGACGUAUUUGUCGCUUAUUGUCGCACGCCUAGAUGGCGCUAUCGUACGGGAUCUUGUUGCUGGUCAAGGGAGAUCUUUCAUGCUCGGUCUUUUGCGCUGGCUCUCUGUUGGCACUCUGGCUUCCUACACGAAUGCGAUGAUCAAAUUCUUACAGUCUAAGAUUUCGAUUGCUUUUAGGACGCGGCUCACGAGAUACAUACAUGACCUUUAUUUACAUCCGCAGCUCAAUUUCUACAAGCUCACCAAUCUCGACGGUGGCAUUGGUCAAGGUGCAGACCAAUUUAUCACACAAGACCUCACGCUAUUCUGUUCUGCUGCGGCGUCAUUGUAUUCCUCCCUUGGGAAACCACUGGUGGAUCUUUUUGUCUUCAAUUUCCAGUUAUACCGGUCCCUGGGUCCCAUCGCACUAACAGGGCUACUCUCCAAUUACUUCGCCACCGCAACCCUGUUACGGCGUCUCUCUCCACCCUUUGGAAAACUGACUGCCGUCGAGGGUCGGAAAGAAGGAGAUUUUCGUGGCCUGCAUGCACGAUUGAUAGCCAAUGCAGAAGAGGUUGCAUUUUAUGGUGGUGCAGACAUCGAGAAAGUAUACCUGAAUAAAAGCUUCAAAGACCUACGAGGUUGGAUGGAGGGCAUAUACAGCCUCAAGGUCCGAUACAAUAUGCUGGAGGAUUUUAUUUUGAAAUACUCGUGGUCAGCUUUUGGCUACAUAAUCACGUCAUUACCUAUCUUCUUACCCGCUUGGGGUGGUCUUGGUGGAGUCCUCGAACUUGCACAUUCAUCAUCAGACUCUACGCCUGGUAUCACCCUAUCGGACAACCUUCAACGCGGACGUAUGAAGGAGUUCAUCACCAACAAGAGGCUCAUGUUGUCACUUGCAGAUGCCGGCGGACGCAUGAUGUAUAGUAUCAAAGAUCUUUCAGAGCUUGCGGGCUAUACUUCCCGUGUGUAUACUCUAAUUUCUACACUUCACCGUGUUCACGCCGAUGCAUAUCUAAACCCGCGCCACCGUCCUGGCUUUCACCCUGAGCUGUAUUCCUUGUCUGAUGUGCAGGGCACCUUGCAUUCUGGUUUUGACGGAUUGCGUUUCGAGGAUGUUCCAAUUGUUGCUCCUUCUCUGUAUCCUUACGGCGGAGAUGAGCUCGUCGAGUCUCUUUCAUAUGUUGUGCACAGCGGUGAGCAUCUGCUUAUUAGUGGUAGCAAUGGAGUUGGAAAGUCCGCAAUUGCUCGAAUAGCGGCGGGUCUAUGGCCGGUCUAUCGCGGACUUGUUUCCCGACCCCGGGCCAUCGGCAUGGAUGGCAUCAUGUUCUUGCCGCAGAGACCGUAUCUGAGCAUCGGGACCUUGAGAGAUCAGGUCAUUUAUCCUCAUACUGAAAUGGAUAUGCGAGAAUCCGGGCGAAACGAAUACCAACUCCAGAACAUCUUGAACGAUGCGAAACUUGGAUAUCUGCCAGAUCGCGAGGGCGGAUGGGAUACUCGCAAAGAGUGGAAAGAUGUGCUGUCUGGCGGUGAGAAGCAGAGGAUGGCCAUCGCUCGGCUUCUGUAUCAUGAACCCAGAUAUGCAUUCAUUGAUGAAGGCACCUCGGCCGUAUCGUCGGAUGUCGAGGGCCUACUGUAUCAGACAGCCAAAGAUAGAGGCAUCACCUUGAUCACAAUCUCUACGCGAGCAAGUUUGAAAAGGUAUCACUCGUUCAAUUUGAAACUUGGUCUUGGCGCAGAGAGUGCAGACUGGGAAUUUCAGAAGAUUGGGACAGAUGAAGAAAAACUGGGCGUGGAGAGAGAAUUGCAGGAACUUAGGAAAAGGCUUGGUCAGGUCGAGGAAUGGAAGAGGAGACGAGAAGAGAUCGAGGCAGAGCUGAAGAAGGUGUUGAUAGAAGGAAGUGAAGAUGCUCUGGAUCCACCUCCUUACAUUGAAGGAGAGGUUCCAGAAGAGCCAUGA
Molecule: messenger RNA, 2478 nt
Organism: Endocarpon pusillum Z07020
Lineage: Eukaryota; Fungi; Ascomycota; Eurotiomycetes; Verrucariales; Verrucariaceae
Exons: 1
Coding region: 1-2478 (825 amino acids)
Biological process (GO): fatty acid beta-oxidation; peroxisome organization; long-chain fatty acid import into peroxisome
Cellular component (GO): peroxisomal membrane
Molecular function (GO): ABC-type transporter activity; ATP binding; long-chain fatty acid transmembrane transporter activity
Source: RefSeq, a predicted model, not a curated record